AUGAAGACCUAUCAUUCGGAGGUGAACAAGGCUACCACCAACCAUGGAAAGGCGGAACGGAAGACGAAUGCAAAUACGGGACAACGCUGUUGGCGCUGUGAGGGACAACACAGCCCUAAAACCUGCAAGUUCAGCACAGCAACGUGCCAUUACUGCCACAAGCGAAGUCAUCUGGAAAAAGCCUGCAUUUCGAAGAAGAAGGCCACUAAGAAGGGGUACCAGCGCAGCAUAACUGCGGACACGUCACAAGAACAACAGUCUACCAUUGUCGAACACCAGGUGUCAUCUCUUCAUGCCCUGGCAAGUGGGAACACUGCGCCCAAGAUCACAGUGUCCAUCUCUUUAAACAGUACACCAGUGAUAUUCGAAGUGGACUCAGGUGCUGCUUGUACCAUGAUCAGCCGCGGCACUUUUUGUGCUGUGUGGCCCACGAAGGCACCCCAAGUGUGCAAGGAGGACAUCCACCCACGCACGUGUUCGGGACAGGUACUCGAAGUGCUAGGAACUGCGACAGUACUGUCCAGCACAAGUACAAAUCGUGCCAGCUGCCGUUGCUUGUGGUUGAAGGACCAGGUUGCAGCCUACUUGGACGCAAUUGGUUUCAGGCUCUAG
Messenger RNA from Ornithodoros turicata, 612 nucleotides. RefSeq lists its product as uncharacterized. The record is from RefSeq and is a predicted model, not a curated record. The coding region runs from base 1 to 612 and encodes 203 amino acids. The transcript has a single exon. Lineage: Eukaryota; Metazoa; Arthropoda; Arachnida; Ixodida; Argasidae.